AUGGCUUCACAACAUUUAGCUAUUAGACGUCAAGAAAUUAUUCGAAAUCUUGCAAAUGUUAGACAGCGCAUCGAAGCGAUAGUUGAGGGAAAAUAUGAGGCACGAUUAGUUGCAAUUAGUAAAUUAAAACCAAUGUCUGAUAUCCGUAUAGCUUAUGAAGAUGGGCAACGACACUUUGGUGAAAAUUAUGUACAAGAAUUAGUUGAAAAGAGUAAAGAGCUUCCUUUAGAUAUUCAGUGGCAUUUUGUUGGUCCAUUACAAAGUAAUAAAUGUAAAAUGCUUGCAGCCAUUCCAAAUUUAUGGGCGGUAGAAACGAUAGAUAGUCAAAAUAAAGCAGAUUUGAUGAAUAAAGUCUGUGCAUCGCGAGAAUCUCCGCUUCGAAUAUUUGUUCAAGUCAAUACUAGUAGAGAAGAAUCCAAAAAUGGUGUGUCCCCAGAAGAAUGUAUAACAGUCUUGAAUCAUGUUCAAGAUAAUUGUCCGAAAUUACAACUUGUGGGAUUAAUGACAAUUGGAGCUCCAAAUCGUGAUCCUAAAGAACCGAAUCCAGAUUUCAUCCUAUUAAAAAAUCUACGAGCUCAAUUCCAAGAAGCAAGAGAAAUAGAAUUAGAAUUAAGUAUGGGCAUGUCUGAUGACUUUGAAGAAGCUUUAAAAUUAGAUGCUACUAAUGUAAGGGUUGGAUCUGCAAUUUUUGGUGCGAGACCACCCAAACAUUGA
Messenger RNA from Racocetra persica, 714 nucleotides. The record is from the annotation of a GenBank genome assembly. NCBI's taxonomy places the organism in Eukaryota, Fungi, Glomeromycota, Glomeromycetes, Diversisporales, Gigasporaceae.